AUGUCCAGCCCAAAUAAGAGUUCUAGACAAGUCCUAUGCUUUCAAGAUCUGCUAAAUAUAGAAGGAUCGAGGUCCAGUCAGAGAAAUUCGAGACACCAUCAUGGCCAGAACGACGACGAUUCGGAGGAUGAUGGACAGAAUGCGGUUGCCACUGCCUUUUUCGAGUUGGCCAACGCUGAGGCCAUCUCCUACCGGAUAUCUCCGGCUUUGGAGAUUGUAAUCCAUCAGGAUGUGUCAGCUUGUGGUCAACAUACUGGAGGAAUUGUAUGGGAGACAAGCUACUUGUUGCUGAACUACCUGAGAGCCACUGGACAUUCCUGCCAGCGAUUGUUGGAAGUUGGGGCAGGAUGCGGUCUGGUCGGCCUGGGAUGUCACAAGAUGGGUACCAAGCUCGCCACCAAAGAAGUCAUUAUUACAGAAACAAAUGAAGUGAUGAAGAAUCUGACAGAAAACUGGAGACGGAACUAUCCCUCAUCCUCGAAAGAAACAUCGGGAACGGAUGAUGUUGACGAUGAUGAUGACGACAAUAACAAUAAGGAAUCAUCUGACCCAAAACUGAGGAUAUGUGAACUGGAUUGGACCAGAUAUCGGGAAGAUUGCAAGAAGGUCAAGAUCAAGAAACAUUCGGUUGAUACAAUUGUCGGAACCGAUGUUGUCUUUGCUACAUCCUUGGUCGAACCACUCCUGCAAACCAUGCGAUAUUUGGCUCAUGACGAUACCGUUGCCUACUUGUGCUUGCAGGAGCGUUGCAAGGACUCCCACAAAUUACUGUUGGACAAGGCAGGGAGCUAUGAUUUCAAGAUUGAGGAUAUAUCAGAGGAAUAUGCAGCAUUACCGGAAUGCAAAUGGGGCAAAGACUUGGAAUGUUGCUUGCUAAAGUUCACAAUUGAGAAUAAGAGUGAAACAACGAAGAAAGCAAGGAAAGGAAAGCGAAAGCGAUCCAAGGAAUCUGAUUGA
This is a messenger RNA of Cylindrotheca closterium, 957 nucleotides long. NCBI's taxonomy places the organism in Eukaryota, Bacillariophyta, Bacillariophyceae, Bacillariales, Bacillariaceae. The record is from the annotation of a GenBank genome assembly.